Cucurbita maxima (winter squash) is the source of this 1652-nucleotide messenger RNA. RefSeq names its product protein DETOXIFICATION 27-like. Gene Ontology annotation, cellular component: membrane. Gene Ontology annotation, biological process: xenobiotic detoxification by transmembrane export across the plasma membrane. The record is from RefSeq and is a predicted model, not a curated record. The transcript has 8 exons. Gene Ontology annotation, molecular function: xenobiotic transmembrane transporter activity; antiporter activity. NCBI's taxonomy places the organism in Eukaryota, Viridiplantae, Streptophyta, Magnoliopsida, Cucurbitales, Cucurbitaceae. Bases 104 to 1585 code for a protein of 493 amino acids.
AAUACUAUUGUGUCAGCCACACAGAUGAGUAUCAUCCACAACUCCAACAACCAUUUUUUCCUCUCAUUCUUGGCCGACAAUCGGAGGCAUAAAUUUUAGAAUCAUGGGCGAUGAUCACCAAACAAACGUUCCUUUACUGGAAGAUUCAACUGAAAUAUUACAUCCUGGAGACCCAGAUAAGGAUCAAAAUUCUGAAGAUAUUGUAACACGGGUGUGGGUUGAAUCCAAGAAGCUAUGGCAGAUCGUCGGCCCUGCAGUCUUGAGCAGGAUAAGUACCUACUCCGUCAUGGUAAUCUCCCAAGUCUUCGCCGGUCACUUGGGUGACCUUGACCUUGCCGCCAUUUCCAUCGCCCUUAACGUCAUCAUCGGCUUUGACUUGGGACUUAUGAUGGGGAUGGCAAGCGCAUUGGAGACGCUGUGCGGGCAGGCUUACGGGGCGAAGAAGCACUACAUGCUGGGAGUGUAUUUGCAGCGCUCAUGGAUGGUUCUGUUCAUUUGCUGCGUUUUGUUGUUGCCUGCUCUGGUGUUCGCAUCCUCGAUUCUUAAGGUGAUAGGGGAGCCUGAUGACUUGGCUGAUCUAGCGGGGGUCUUGGCCAGAUGGUUGAUUCCGCUGCACUUCAGCCUUGCGUUUUACUUCCCUUUGCAGAGGUUCUUACAGAGCCAAGUGAAGGCCAGGGCGAUUAUGUGGGUUGCGAUGGUGGGACUUGCAGUGCACGUGGCCGCCAGCUGGGUAUUUGUGGGCUUGUUGAAGAUGGGAGUGGUGGGUAUUGCGGUGGCAUGCAAUAUUUCUUGGUGGGUUCUGCCGAUUGGACUCAUGGCUUACACCACCUGUGGUGGCUGCCCCAACACGUGGACUGGGUUCUCCGUCGAAGCCCUCACCGGUCUUUGGGACUUUCUCAAGCUCUCUGCUGCUUCCGGUGUCAUGCUAUGUCUGGAGAAUUGGUACUACAAAAUAUUGAUAGUGAUGACCGGAAACAUGAAGAACGCCAAGAUUGAAGUGGAUGCUUUAUCCAUCUGCAUGAGUAUCAACGGACUAGAAAUUAUGAUUCCUCUGGCGUUCUUUGCGGGUACAGGAGUGAGAGUGGCAAAUGAGCUCGGGGCAGGCAAUGGAAAAGGAGCCAAGUUUGCAGCCAUCGUCUCAUCGGCGACAUCAUUGAUAAUCGGCCUUGUAUUUUGUUGCUUGAUUGUGUUACUUCGCGACAAAUUUGGUCUUCUUUUCUCGUCCAGCGCCAUCGUGCUUCAGGAAGUCAACAAGCUCAGCAUCCUGUUGGCCUUCACCAUCCUCUUCAACAGUGUCCAGCCAGUCCUCUCUGGAGUGGCGGUUGGAUCGGGUUGGCAAUCGUACGUAGCUUAUAUAAACUUGGGUUGCUAUUAUUUCAUUGGUUUGCCUGUUGGGAUGUCCGCACUUAAGUUCUCCCACCUUGGUGUGAAGGGAAUUUGGAUGGGGAUGAUAUUUGGAGGAACAGGAAUUCAGACACUCAUCUUGCUCAUCAUUACUAUUCGAUGUGAUUGGGAAGGAGAGGCUAAGAAAGCAAGUUUUCGGAUGCAGAAAUGGUCAGAUCAACGGUUUGAGCGAAAGGGAUGAAAAUCUUAUCUUGGUUUCAUUAUCCAAUCUGUGAUGCACACUGUUUCAUAUAUCGGAAUUGUUGAUA